Colletotrichum karsti is the source of this 798-nucleotide messenger RNA. RefSeq lists its product as uncharacterized. The coding region runs from base 1 to 798 and encodes 265 amino acids. The record is from RefSeq and is a predicted model, not a curated record. Lineage: Eukaryota; Fungi; Ascomycota; Sordariomycetes; Glomerellales; Glomerellaceae. The transcript has 2 exons.
AUGUCGGCUGCUACUACCGCAAAUCCCAAGCUGGUGGCUAACCAGAAGUCGCCCCGGGAGACGAUAUUUUGUGCUAUCCGACCUAUGUUGGUCAAGCCUGGAAUUCUUCCCCAUGACGACCCCGACCACAAAACGCUCAGGACCUUCAUCGAUUUCCUUGACACCACCGCUACUGAGAAGGAGCAACGUCUAAAGGUCUCUCCUUUCAGGGCAGUGGGCAACACCUUCAACUUUAGUGACCCUGCCAAGUGCCACCUCCCCACUAUCUGGCAGUUCGCCAACCACACAGACCUCGCCCGCCUCUAUGACGCCGUUUUCCGCAGCAAUAAACAGCCCGACUUCAUCAAGGCCGCCAACCUCCAGAUCUACAUCUGGUUCCCCCAGCAAGGACCUCAGCUAUCUAAACAGCCUGACACUUGCCACCUGAUUGACAUCCGGAACUUCACCCUCUAUGACUGGUGUGGCUGUCUCCCCCGCGACAACCCGAAGACAAGCCGUAUCUUGGUCCUGACGACGGACCGCAUGCACGAGGACUGCCCGCACUGGUCCAGGUACCCUGCCGCAGACGUCAAGACCGCACCCGGCAGCCACGCAGCGGCUCCCCGUGGGCCCCUUCCCACCCGGCUUGGCGUCAUCACACGCCACUUCCCUCAUGGUGUGCCAUACCCACCACCCCAGGAGGACGAGAACCCCAACGUUGUUCCUCGCCAUAUCUACGGUGGCAUCCACUUGAACAUUAGUCACGAACUGGCACUGCCGCCUUCAGGCAUCCUGUCGAAUGGCCAGCCCGUGUGGUGA